UCAGAGUCAUAGUUAUAGAAAACGCCGUUUGUAUUUGCCGUGGUUGUUAUUGUUAUUGCUGUCGCUGUCGUUGUUGUUGUUGUUAUUCGUCACUGCAUGCGAUAUGAGCGCAACCAACUACUUCUACUGCAAAAGGUAAAAAGAGGCAAAACCAAAUCGGAUAAGGCGGGAAACAGCGGCAGGCAGGCAGACAGCCAGGCGUGCUGGUUGGCAGGCUGGUCGUCAUAUGCAAAAUAAGCAGGCAACGCGGACAGAGAUAAGCGGAAGAGAAAACAAGCCAAAACAAACCGAGUCAGACAGUCAGUCGGACAGACAGUCAGUUAAGCAGCCAUCCAGCCAGCCAAACCAGGCAACCAGCGAAAACACAGAUAGACAGACAGACAGUCAGGCAGACAGACGGACAAACCUCGCAGACAGAGUAGGGAAAAAUAAGACAGACUCGAAGACGUCUGCUAGUAGAAUAAGCGGUUGGCUCUUUUUUACUUUUAACUUCGGAAAUUCACCAACUUCCUUCCGUUCCACACAGUACCAUCGAGACAACAAAAAAAAAGAAAGAAAAGAGACAAAGAAACGCUGACACACACACACACACACACACACACACACACACACACACACACACACACACAAACACACACACACACAUUCACACACACGCACACACGCACACACAGAAACGCACACACACACACACACGCUUACAAAUAUUGUAACAACAUAAGAAAAAUAUCAAUAAAACAAUAAAAGAAAAAAAGGAAAAAAGAAGAAGAAAACAGAUAUCAGCAGAGAUACGGUCUAAAAAAAAGUAUAACAUACUGUGAAAACACAUAACAUAUAUAAAGAGAAUUGACAAUGUCAUCUAAGAGUGGCGAACAAGGAGAUAAAUGAUACCGAAGUGAAGAAGGAAUGAGAACUGCCAAUUUAGGGAUCAGCAAGAUGAUGGACUUCAGUGAUAACCAGUUUAAUCCAGAGGACAUGGAAGAUCUCCCAUUCGACAUAUCUUUCUACGAAUACACUUUUGGGAACAAAACUGACUUUUCGAACAUCACCUUUCCAAAUAUUGAUUUCCGCGGAAACGGUUCUAUGAGGAUUGAUCGUUUGAUAGCUAUUAUUCUUUGCAUAGUUGCUAUCAUUGCCAACGCUGUUUCUUUGUUUGCAAUAAUGCAAUUCAAAGGUACAUUCACGGCCAAUAAGCAAUUGGUUACUAGCCUGCUCAUGUCAGAUCUAUUUAUCAGUCUCUGCUUUUUGACUGCAUCUCUCACCAACAACAAUAACUUCAUGUUUCCAGUAGAAGGUGAAGAUGAAGGUAAAUCAAUUUGUAUCUAUGCCGUUGUUGAGGCGUUAAUGAUCAGUGGACAGUUGACCAACUUGCUGAACUUAGCAGCAAUGGCUCUUGAUCAUUACAUUGCUAUUAAUAUUCCACUGAAGCAUUCUUAUUUAAUGGACAGACGUCAUGUUGGAAUAUUAAUUGCUGGAGUGUGGGUGCUCGGUUCAUUGUGUGGUUUCUCUGAUUUUCUUUUACCUUUCACACCUUUGUACAAGAACUGCAGGAAUCAGAAGUUUUUGAAUUAUUGUGACACGAUUAAGUGUACUAUGUUUGAACCGAAUUUCGUUUUAUUCGCUGUUGUCAUUUUGUGCCUCUUUGAAAUGGUUUUCCUUUAUAGCCAAGUAUUCAUAACUAUUUAUAGGUAUCCUCAACUGCAAACUCGUCACGCACCAAAUAUACGCCGUAACAACAAAGGUCUCGUUACCACAAUCAUUAUACUGCUAUCCUACAUAAUCUGUUGGUUGCCGUACUGUUUAAUGGAGUUGACUAUGACUAUCGUUAGUGCUACAAACUUACCAGAUAUGAUGAAUUACUACCAGAUAUCACAACAAGCUCAGUAUUAUCUAUAUAAUCUAAUUGCACUGAACUCUAUAUUUGAUCCGCUCAUUUACGCGAUACGUAUGCCUGACAUGCAAAAUAGCUAUCGUCGCCUAUUACGUAUGUGCAAAUGUAAAAAGCGAAAACCUGGCAUGCAUCAUAUUUCCAUGAUGGACCGAAAGUCAACGACAUCAGGUACUGUAAUCGUAGACAAUGCCACAGAAACCGGUGUUUGAUUAAUAUCAUCUUCAUUAAAGGGCUUUAUAGUCAUAUUUAAUAUAAUUCGAAUUCAAUCCAUGAAACCUUAUUUUCUGACAGUAAAGGUUUAUGUUCAGUAUGUAGCUUAUUGUAUUCACUGCCCUCGUAUUCGGACAGAAUACGAGGACGUGAAAAAAUAACUACUAAAAUUAAAAUCAUCCGAAUAUAAUCCGAGCGAUUUAUAACUGAGAAGAAUCCUAAAUUAGAUGAAAUUUUCAAGAAGAAAGGUAUAAAAUUGGAUGAAACUUACUUCAAUUAAAAUUAUCAAAGUAAACUUUACAAUCAUCAUAUACAGUGCCCAGCGGUAGAUUUAUCUUCGUUGAACGAAAGAAAAUCUGUAUUUUGUAUAAACAAUCCCGGUAUUUUCUAUGGUGAAUUCUGGGCAGAUGUAAGAUUUUACAGUAAUGAUUGUCUGGCAAACCACAACUGGCUUGUAGCACAGUUUUAAAUGCUUGCAAAUUGCCUGAUAGAAUGAGAUGUUACUGUGAAAAUUAGACAGUAAUGAAAAGAAUUCUGGAAGAUACUGGAAAUCUUCCAUAUGGAAAAUGACCAUAAAAUUUCCGAACCAUUUAUUUCAAUUUGCACUGUAAUUCAAGACAAUACAUUUUAUAUUUGAUGCUAGAUUUGAGUUUCAGUCGAGGAUACUAAUAAGUGAAAUAACCUGAAGCUGAACUAAAGAUUAUAGUGAAGCUCAAAUUUGCAUAAAAUUGUAAGUGGACGUUGUGUAUAGUUAUGUAUAUUUUAUGUAAAUAAAUUUCUACAAAGAGUAAAUCUAAAAUCUAUAUAACGAGCUGAAUUCAAAAACAGUUCAAUAACUACUGGGUCAAGUGACCGAAAUAAGUUUUCUACAAAUUUUGUGGUUCACGCUGUAGAUAUUGUUGCUAUGUAUUACACUCAAUAUUGCUGUUAUUGUUGUUAUUGUUGUUGUUGAGUUGGAGCUUUCAUUACGUAUUUGUGACCAUUGAAUUUGGCAUUAUUCAUAAUUUUUAUUCAAACAAGUUUAAAAGCAAAGAAAAAAGUAUUUAUUUCUCUCUG
This is a messenger RNA of Octopus sinensis (East Asian common octopus), 3157 nucleotides long. RefSeq names its product adrenocorticotropic hormone receptor-like. Gene Ontology annotation, biological process: G protein-coupled receptor signaling pathway. Gene Ontology annotation, molecular function: G protein-coupled receptor activity. Gene Ontology annotation, cellular component: membrane. Lineage: Eukaryota; Metazoa; Mollusca; Cephalopoda; Octopoda; Octopodidae. The transcript is spliced from 3 exons. Bases 907 to 2100 code for a protein of 397 amino acids. The record is from RefSeq and is a predicted model, not a curated record.